Molecule: messenger RNA, 2385 nt
Organism: Photinus pyralis (common eastern firefly)
Lineage: Eukaryota; Metazoa; Arthropoda; Insecta; Coleoptera; Lampyridae
Exons: 2
Coding region: 1-2385 (794 amino acids)
Source: RefSeq, a predicted model, not a curated record
AUGGCUGCCAAAUUGAAACAAUUCCAAGCCUUUAGAAAUAUUUCGUUAACCACGCUUAAUACCAUCCACGCCUUAUCUCAACAGGCGCGCGGUGAUUUAUCGAUUAAAAAUUUGUUUAAUACGUGGUUUCAACAGGUCGAAUCUUGCAAAGAGACCUUUGACCUUAAUCAAGUAGAAAUAGUAUCGUUGUUAGCAGAUAAACCUGACAAUUUGCAACAAGAAAUCGAUGUAGGUGUAGAUUUUCUCGCUAAAUAUGUAGAAAUAAAAACUGUGUAUUUAGAAUUAUUCCCAAUUUCGCGUGUACCAAAUAGUAGUAAUCCUCUUCGGCAAUCGGUCGAUGAGGAACAAAAACAUUUCGUAGAUCGCUUGCAAAAAAUAGCUUUGCCUAAAUUCGAUGGCAACAUUCGUAAUUGGCCCCACUUUAGGGAUUUAUUUGUUAAAUUAGUCGACGAAAAACCAUACGCAGAUGUGGAAAAAUUUCACCUUUUGGCAGGUAGCCUUUCGGGCGAACCUCUUAAUUUAGUUAAGUCAAUUCCCAUUUCGGAUGACAAUUAUAAAAUCGCCUUUCAAGCCUUGUUAGAUAGGUACAAUAAUGAUCGAUUGUUAGCAACUUUGUAUUGGAAUGAAAUCCAAAAUAUCCCGGUUAUACCCGUCGAAUCCGCCUCGAGCUUGCGGAAAUUAUUGAACACUGUUCGUGAGAACUGUGAAGCUCUCAAAUUGUUGAACCUUGCCGACACUUGGGACUUUGUCCUAUUUAUUGUCAUUAUUCACAAACUCGACUCUGCCACGCGCAAAGAGAUUGAAAUUCGUUUAGAUAAAAAGAAAAUUCCUACAUUUUCAGACAUAGAGCCUUUGUUGAGCGAACAUUGUUUGUCGUUAGAAGCCUUACAGGCACCACUUUUGUUGAACGUGACUGCAUCUAAUAACAAAAAUCCUCGUAGUUUCGAAUCGGUUGGCAAACCGCAAAAAUUGUCAUUGUCGUCGUCUGGUACUUUUACCAAAUCUUCUAGCAAGACCUCUCUGGUCGCAACUUCGUCGUCGCAGUCUCGUUCAAAACCUCCUCUCAAAUGCCUCUUAUGCUCUCGAAUCCAUAGCCUAAUUAGUUGCCCUGCUUUCAACGAAAAGCAACCCCAAGAUCGUUACGAAAUCGCCAAACGUAAUCGCAUCUGUCUAAAUUGUCUGGGUAGUGGACAUGUCGUCGCUUCUUGUCCCUCCUCGCGGAAUUGCCGCACUUGUGACGCUCGUCAUCACACACUUUUGCAUUUUUCGAAUAGACCUUCUAGUCCUGUCGUUUUGCCAUCUACAAGUGAAUCAAAUGGAUCGAACCAAUUGACCUCUUGCACUAGUCGUUGCUCAGCCACUUUCAUGGCUUCCAAUUCAGAUCGUCCUCCCGUUUUACUGGGUACCAUAGUUCUAAAGAUUAGAGAUCGUUUCGGUAGUUACCAUAUCGUUCGGGCCUUGCUGGAUCCGGGCAGUCAAGCGUCCUAUCUUUGUUCGAGCUUAGCAAACAAACUUCGUUUGCCUAAGCUAACCAAUGCAGUGCCCAUCUGUGGUUUAGGGCAAGUCGCAACCAAAUCAUCGUCUAUAGUUACUGGAGAAAUUCGUCCCAGUGAUCGUACUGAUCCCACAUUUAAAGUAGAUUUUUUCGUUUUGGAUAAAAUUUGUGGCAACUUGCCAAAUGAUAAUGUCAGUUCUAAUGUCCCCAUGCCUGAUAGAGUUAGAUUGGCGGAUUAUGAAUGGCACAGGUCUCGUUCAGUUCAGAUGUUACUGGGCGCAGACAUCUACCCUCAAAUCGCUAGCCCUGGUCUAGAUAGGAGAUGUAGACAUUUGGAACACCCUUUCUUGUUGGGUACAAUAUUUGGUCAUGUAGUGUUAGGUCCGGUCAAUGGCGCCAGGCCUCAACAAACCGUUACUUCGUUGUUUUCGUCGCUUAGUUCGGCUUCUUCCGUUCACUCGCCUUUGUCGUCCCUAGAUAAAGUCGUCGAGGAAUUUUGGAACGUCGAAGAAGUUCCGCCUGCACCAGCUGCAAUCACUCCUGAGGAUGAUCGCGCGGAAUCCAUUUUUAGAAAUUCGUUCGACGACCGCUUAAAAUUGUUGUACAUGGAUACCGAUAGUUUAGUGUGUGAGAUGUUAUGUGAUGAUGCAUACGAUUUGAUACGCGCAAAUAUUUCUCGAUUCGAUACGUCUGAUUAUUCUGAAAAUAACAUCUAUAACAUUCCAAGAUGUAAUGGUGAAGUUUUAGGAAUGAUGAAGGAUGAAUUGGGCGGUAGAAUCAUAACCGAUUGGGUGGCUUUGGCUUCUAAAAUGUAUAGUUUUAAAAUUAAGGAUUGUGAUAAGGAUGUAAUGAAAUUAAAAGGCGUUAGAGAUUAUAUUGUAAAAAAAUAG